Messenger RNA from Angiostrongylus costaricensis, 186 nucleotides. The record is from the annotation of a GenBank genome assembly. NCBI's taxonomy places the organism in Eukaryota, Metazoa, Nematoda, Chromadorea, Rhabditida, Metastrongylidae.
AUGCUCAUCAAAGUGAAAACUCUAACUGGAAAAGAAAUUGAACUGGACAUUGAACCAAAUGAUAAGGUGGAACGUAUCAAAGAGAAGGUUUCUGACGUACUGAGGAUAACGAGCAAAGUUGAACUGACGAAAUUCGAGAAAAUUCCACUUCUGAAAGGAGAAAUCCGUGUGACGGAGUUUGUAUAA